Messenger RNA from Penicillium odoratum, 1608 nucleotides. RefSeq names its product OSTA/TMEM184 family protein. The coding region runs from base 1 to 1608 and encodes 535 amino acids. Gene Ontology annotation, biological process: transport. Lineage: Eukaryota; Fungi; Ascomycota; Eurotiomycetes; Eurotiales; Aspergillaceae. The record is from RefSeq and is a predicted model, not a curated record. Gene Ontology annotation, molecular function: transporter activity. The transcript is spliced from 5 exons.
AUGGGCUGGACUGUGUGUAAUGCCACCGAGGAGCAUGAGAAAAUCUCCGAAACCGACCUCUGGGAUGGCGGCCUUACAUUUCACGACCUGAGCUUGAUCGUCGGAGGUGUAUGUGCCUUUUUUGCAUGCAUCAUAUCCAUCUUCCUCAUCAUGACACAUGCCAGACAUUACAGUAAAGCUAUUGAGCAGCGCCAUAUUAUCCGAAUCCUAUGGAUGGUUCCUAUAUACUCCAUCGUCGCGUGGCUCAGCAUUCUCUUCUAUAACGAUUCCGUUUAUUUUGAGGUCAUGGGUGAUUGUUACGAAGCCUUCGCCAUUGCCUCUUUCUUCUCUCUCAUGUGUUCCUACAUCGCGCCCGACCUACACAGCCAGAAGGAUUAUUUCCGGGGUAUCCAACCGAAGCCGUGGGUAUGGCCGUUGAAUUGGUUUCAGAAGUGGGCAUUCUGCGGCGCAAAGCGUGGGGCUUGGCGGAAUCCGCGCAGCGGGUUGACAUGGUUCAAUGUUAUUUGGGCUGGUGUCUUUCAGUACUGCCUGAUGCGCGUAUUGAUGACCAUUGUCGCAGUCGCGACUCAAGCUACUGGCAGAUAUUGUGAAGAGAGCCUCAGUCCUGCUUUCGCAUAUAUCUGGGUUCUCGUCAUUGAAUCCGUUAGUGUCAGUAUUGCGAUGUACUGCCUGAUCCAAUUCUACAUUCAAAUCAAAGAUGAUAUCAAGCAGCACAACCCCUUCUUAAAAAUCGUCUCGAUCAAGUUGGUCAUCUUCCUUUCUUUCUGGCAAUCGUCAGCUAUCAGUUUACUCAUGUCCAGUGGCGCCGUAAAGGCGUCGAAGACGAUGAGCUACAUAGAUCUGAAGUACAGUCUACCAGAGCUGUUGAUUAACAUUGAAAUGUUCAUCUUCUCCAUCUUGCACUUGUGGGCUUUCCCCAAGAAACCCUAUGUCAUCACCAAUCAGGGAGCCGAGGUGACCGAUUUCUACGGCGCUGGCAAGGGAUCCUAUGAAGGAGGACGAUGGGGUUUCAAGGCCCUGGCCGACGCAAUGAAUCCAUUGGACCUAGUGAAAGCCGUCGGACGCAGUGCACGCUGGCUGUUCGUUGGGCGCAAAACUCGCACACUGGACCCAAGUUACCACCAAUCCUCGACCUCGAACGACGCCAUCGGUUUGCAGCCCUCGGAAUCAGGGAUCGCCCAACAAGGAACAGCCUAUCAGGGCUCCACAGCCAUGACUGGCCGGGCAGGCCACUACGGUAGUUCGCCAGACGAGGAAGGAGCCGUGCUUCUCGCUCACGCCCAAGCAAAUCCAGAGGUCGCCCCUCUGGGUACUUCUCCCUAUGCGUCAGACGCCGAGGAGUACCUAGCGGGACACUCAGGAAGCCGUUACUAUGGCCAAGGGAGCUCCCCUUCGCCAUAUUUCCCUCCUGAGAUCCCCGACACUGCUUAUCACAGCUCCCCUUAUGACCCCAAUCCCGCAAUGUCCAACCCUUAUGCAACCCCCAAUCCUUACGCCGCCCCACAUCCUUAUCCAGUCGAUGGCCCACUUCGUGAGCAGGUUCCCAUGCCUAUCCCGGAUCCAUAUCGACCUCCACCACCAUACCCGGAAAGUCAUCAUGAACGAUGA